Molecule: messenger RNA, 536 nt
Organism: Dentiscutata heterogama
Lineage: Eukaryota; Fungi; Glomeromycota; Glomeromycetes; Diversisporales; Gigasporaceae
Source: the annotation of a GenBank genome assembly
AAACGACAAUAUCUAAUUCAGAUUCAAGAAUAUUAGAACGUGGAGUAAUAGCAACAUCUAAUAAUAGUAUUAUUAAUGAUAGUUCACAACAUAAAUUGCCCAAAACUCGCAAAAUUAUAAAACAUUCAAAAUCAAGAUCAACUGUUUUCGCACCUUUUAAACCACCAGUCAAGAAAGCAAAGAUUUCAAAUUCUAAAUCUAAUUUGCAACAAAAUCAAUUUUAUAACACUCAGAAAAAUCAAUUAUACAAAACUCAAGAAAAUCGAUCAUAUAGUAUCCAAGAAAAUCAAUCAUAUAAUGCUCAAAAAAACCAAUCAUAUUAUGCUCAAGAAGAUCAAUUAUAUAACACUCACGAAGAUCAAUCAUAUAAUGCUCAAAAAAAUCAAUCAUAUGAAUUAGUGAAUCAUUUAAAUACUGCACAAAACUAUAUUCGACCCAGAAAUGCUCUUGAAUCCAUUACCAACAAUAUUAUACUUCAAAUCCCACUCACUGACAAACCCUUAACUAUAAAUUUAAAUCUUACAUUUGGUAAAUAA